AUGAAGGGAAUCAGACAUUUCACUGAUUUGCUUAGAAAGUUUAUGUGUGACAAAGAAGAAAACUUCUCCGAGAGUUCUGACUAUUUGACUCUCUGUCUCCACUCUGCAAAGCAACUGUAUAAUGCGGGGGUGACGUUUAGGCGUCCUAAAGAUGCUACAUAUUUAGCUUGCAUAAAGACUUGGCCUCCUGUUGAGGACGAUGGUAAGUGCUGCUGCAGGAAUGGCUGGGGUCGCUGUUGGUGGAAUGGCCGCGGUUGCUGUUGGAUAAAUGGCUGCCGUUGGAUUAAUUGUUUGGAAUUGAAAAUCCCUCAAUUGAGGAUAGAUGACAACACGGAGUGCAUUUUCAGAAACGUCAUGGCGUUCGAGCAGUUUGUUUAUCCAGAUGAGCCUCGUAUCUGCAAUUAUAUUUUUCUACUGGAUCAACUCAUCGACACCGUUGAAGAUGUGGAUUUGCUGGUUGACAAGAGAAUCGUUGAGAACUGGCUUGGCAGUAACAAGGCCGUGGUUGACUUGGUUAACAAACUCAACGACCAAAUUGUGAUACCGCGUUUCUUAUAUGCUAAAAUCUGUGAAAAGCUUAAUGACCAUCACGACAAAAGGUUGAACGUUGCCAGGUCAACCCUCAAGAGGGUUUACUUCAAGGAUAUUUGGACUGGCAGUUCCACUGUUGUUGGGCUUGUUUUCCUUGUGUUCUCCCUCUUCUCUACCUAUUAUACCAUCAAGAAUCUCUUCUCUGUAUGA
Messenger RNA from Ziziphus jujuba (common jujube), 741 nucleotides. RefSeq names its product UPF0481 protein At3g47200-like. The transcript has a single exon. The coding region runs from base 1 to 741 and encodes 246 amino acids. Lineage: Eukaryota; Viridiplantae; Streptophyta; Magnoliopsida; Rosales; Rhamnaceae. The record is from RefSeq and is a predicted model, not a curated record.